Molecule: messenger RNA, 865 nt
Organism: Lycium ferocissimum
Lineage: Eukaryota; Viridiplantae; Streptophyta; Magnoliopsida; Solanales; Solanaceae
Exons: 7
Coding region: 92-739 (215 amino acids)
Biological process (GO): lipid storage
Cellular component (GO): lipid droplet
Molecular function (GO): lipase activity
Source: RefSeq, a predicted model, not a curated record
GCCCCAGGACUCGCCUAAAUCGCCUUUCGAAACACUGGUAUAGAUCAAUCUGCAUUCUUGACGUAAUUUUGUUUCAAAUCUUCUUUUCCAGAUGAACUUCAUAGAGCAUGAGCUUCAGGAUGCUGAAGUUCCUAUAGUACUGAUUGGUCAUUCUAUUGGCUCAUACAUAUCUCUGGACAUUUUUAAGAGACUUCAAGGAAAGGUGACGUACUGCAUUUUCUUGUAUCCAUUUAUAGCUGUAAACACCAAGUCUUCGACACAAGCUUUUAUUAAGAAGAUUUCAGCAUCUCGCACUUUAUGUACGGGCCUUAGUUCAAUUGUAGCAAUUCUGGGACUGUUACCAGGCUGGAUCUCCAGGAUUCUGGUUAAAAACUCUGUGGGGAAUUCCUGGUGCCCGUCUGCUGUGGAGGCUCUCUGUACACAUGUCCUCAAGUACCAUACCGUUCAGAACAUGCUAUAUAUGGCAAUGACCGAAUUUGAAAAGCUUCAUGAGGAACCUGAUUGGUCAUUUAUGAGGGAAAAGAAAAGUCAGAUGGCAUUUUUGUUUGGCAGCGACGAUCACUGGGGUCCCUUACAUUUGUAUGAAGAGAUCUCCAGUAAGGUACCAGGUGCUGUUGUAGCAUUAGAAGGAGGGGAUUAUACUCAUGCUUUUUCUUGCACAGAUGCUGGCUCAUUAUGGGUAGCUCAGCAUGUUUCUACCUUAAUCAAGAAUUACUUCUCAAAAAUAAACUUCGAGUAGCCGCGUUAUUUUUUCUGGAUGUAUUUUUUAUUUACUUAAUUUGAAAAAUUAAAUCAGAAGCAUUGAGUACGCUUCAUUAUUGGCCUAAAGGUCAAAAAAGAUGUAUGACAACAUAAUCUUGGUGUA